Miscanthus lutarioriparius is the source of this 363-nucleotide messenger RNA. Lineage: Eukaryota; Viridiplantae; Streptophyta; Magnoliopsida; Poales; Poaceae. The record is from the annotation of a GenBank genome assembly.
AUGGGCGCCUCUGCCACCACCAGGUGCAACAACCUCAUCAAUGAGAGUGGGUCCAACCUAAACAAGGUACUGGCUUUCAGGGACAUAAACCCUCAAGCUCCAACGCACAUCCUCAUCAUCCCCAAAGUCAAGGAUGGACUAACUGGCCUGUCAAAGGUAGAGGUUACUGCUCAUCAGGCUGAAGAGAGGCACGUAGAGAUACCUGGCUACCUCCUCUAUGUUGCCAAGGUUGUUGCAAAGCAGGAAGGACUUGAAGAUGGCUAUCGGGUUGUCAUCAACGACGGCCCAAGUGGAUGUCAAUCUGUUUACCACAUCCACGUUCAUCUCCUUGGAGGCAGGCAAAUGAACUGGCCUCUGGGCUAA